AUGCUUGAUAAUGCAAUCCCAGAGCAUUUGCGGGGCGAUAGAACCCUCCCGGAAAACACACCCUCGGCCGAUUUCCAACCAGCGUACCCAUCGUACAGCGCUCGGUUCCCUGAAAAGGCCACCGAGCUUGUCAUGGGACUCAUUGGUGCCCAAUACAAGACAAAGACUGGAGCGGACGCGCUUGGUCAAUCCAAGAUCUCUAGCUUCUUAGUGUCCGAUGAAGCAGCCCCUUCUUUCCAUGAAUGGACAUCGUUCAUAGACAACAAGGGAUAUUACAAUUUGGUGGCCUUUGCCUACUGGCCGAGCACGGCCGAUUACGAGACUUGGAGCAAAGAGUCAGGAUUCAAGAAGUGGUGGGAGUCUCUCCAAGCCGAAGAUCACUCCAAUGGGUGGUUCUUGGAGGUAUUCCAUCCCCCCAUGCAGCGGUUCGAGACCCUUUUCAAUACCCAGACCCCUGAAGGUUCAGGCCAUCUGCGGGAGGCCUGGAGUGGUGAGAUCCAGCAGCAUGGGUAUUGGGGUAGUAUGCGGGAUAGGCUACCGAUAUCCCUCACAGAUAGUCUGGAUGGGACCAAGAUAAGCAUCGAUCCUUCUCCAGGGGUUGAAGGCCGCGUGCGUGUUCCCGGCAAACAGAAUCUUGCAAUCAUCCGUUCUGGCCAAGACUGGCUCAUUACCACACCUGAGGAACGAGAGCUGUAUCUCAAUACCAUGCAACCUGUCCUCAUCAAAGGCAUGGACUUCCUGCGAGACCAUGGCGAGGAGGUGGAUUGUUAUAGCUGCCGGUUCAUGGACGUGAUUGACCCAGCCACUCGUGCGGCGGAUAAGGAUCGAACAUUUGGAGUCGCUUACUUUAGUGAUCUGAAGUCACUUGAGAGCUGGUGUAAGAAACACCCUACGCAUCUUGCCAUCUUUGGUGGAUUUUUCCAAUAUGCAAAGAAGCUGAAAUACAACGUCAAUCUCCGGGUGUUUCAUGAAGUAAUGGUUCUGGAGCCCGAUCAGCAGUUCUUUGAAUAUAUAAAUUGCCAUCCGGGUACAGGAAUGUUACAGUGA
This is a messenger RNA of Clonostachys rhizophaga, 1047 nucleotides long. NCBI's taxonomy places the organism in Eukaryota, Fungi, Ascomycota, Sordariomycetes, Hypocreales, Bionectriaceae. The record is from the annotation of a GenBank genome assembly.